Messenger RNA from Lasiosphaeria miniovina, 1989 nucleotides. RefSeq names its product alkaline phosphatase. Gene Ontology annotation, molecular function: alkaline phosphatase activity. Lineage: Eukaryota; Fungi; Ascomycota; Sordariomycetes; Sordariales; Lasiosphaeriaceae. The record is from RefSeq and is a predicted model, not a curated record. Gene Ontology annotation, biological process: dephosphorylation. Bases 1 to 1989 code for a protein of 662 amino acids. The transcript has 6 exons.
AUGCCGUCUCGGUUGAACGCCGUCGCCCUGUGUCUGGCUGCCUCGCUUGCUGCCGUCUCUGGCCAGACAUUCCAGAGGCUCGGCACAUGCCCGACCCUCGGCUGCGUGCUUCCCCCAGACCAGCAGGACUUUCUUCCCGGCCAGCAGUUCGACAUCCGUUUCGAGGUCCAUGCCCCGACGAAUGGCUCCGAAGCCUUCAAUGGCGGCGUGCCCGACGACAAGUUCACGGCCACCAUCACCAAAGAAGGCCAGCCAGCCAAGAGCAUUGCCGAAUUCUUCAAGCUGAGCGAGCCCGCCCUUGAGAAGUGGACUUUCUCCUGGUUCGAGGAUCUCUUUGCCCAAGACGCAAAGAAUGCCUCCGUCGUCAAUGUCGCCUCCAAGAUCUACCGCCGCGUUGCCCUCUACGAGCCAGGCAACUACAAUGUCACCCUGACUUACUACUCCGGAAGGACAACCACAGCGCAGUGGGUAGUACGCCCCCUUGCCGCAAAGAAGAAGGCCAAGAAUGUCAUCUUCUUCAUUGGAGACGGCAUGACCACGAACAUGAUCACGGCGGCUCGCCUCCUCGCCCACAAGACGGUCAAUGGAAAGUACCAGACCCUUCUGGCGCUUGACAAAUUCCCCGUCUUGGGUCAUCAAAUGACGCACUCUAUCGACAGCUUUAUUACUGAUAGUGCCAAUUCGGCCUCUGCGCUCUAUUCUGGUCACAAGAGCACUGUCAAUGCCAUGGGCGUCUAUGCCGAUUCGUCCCCUGAUUUGUUCGAUGACCCCAAAGUUGAGACGAUCGUGGAGCUUCUUACUCGAAUCUGGGGAUCUGCAUGGGGCGCUGUCUCGACCGCCUUCAUUGCCGACGCCACUCCAAUUGCCCUGACAGCUCACACUCGUUCUCGCUAUCAGUAUGGCUCGCUCAUUGACCAGGCCCUUUACGGCGUGACCAACUACUCCUGGACCAAGAUGAACGGCCCCGAUGCUUAUUUUGGAGGAGGUGCUGAGCAGUUUCUGGCUGGAUCUGGCUCAUAUCUUGGGAAAGAUUACUAUGCUGAGUUCGCCAAGAAGAAUUACAGCAUCAGCUUGAACAAGACGUCUCUCCUUGCCGCGCCAAACAAUACGAAGGCGCUUGGCAUCUUCUGCAAGAGCAACCUGCCGGUCUGGCUAGACCGAAACAUCUUCCCAGAAAACAUAAAGAAGCUGACCAAUGACCCAUCCGGGGCGAAGGCCGCCGCGACGGACCUUCCGGGUCUCAAGGAGAUGACCCUCAAGGCCAUAGACGUUCUGCACGAGCGAGGUGGCAAAAAGGGCUUCUUUCUCAUGUCAGAGGCUGCGUCGGUCGACAAGCAAAUGCAUGUUUUGGACUAUGACCGAGCACUUGGCGAUCUUCUCGAGCUUGACGACACAGUCCAAGCUACGAUUAAGAAGCUCAAGGCUCUUGGAAUCCUUGAAGAGACACUCAUUGUUGUAUCUGCCGAUCACGGCCACGGUUUUGACGUUUUUGGCAACGCGGACACCAAGUACCUGGCGGCACAGCAGGACGACCGUCAAAAGCGGAAUGCUGUUGGGGUCUAUCAGAACUCGGGUCUCUCGCAGUACACGGUGGAGAAGCCCGGAGUCAGCUACGGGACAGGGGCCAACUUCCCAGUCAACUGGGACCCGCGCUAUGUCAUUGCGGCGGGUCUCGGGGCAAAUCCCGACCAUCGGGAGGCAUACGGCGUGGCCAAGAAUGGCUCGCGAGUGCCGGCGGCGGCGAUUUCGGGGGGCGCCUCGAGUGACUACUACGUCAACCCGACGGACAAGCCCAACGGCUUCAUUGUGAACGGCACGCUGCCGACCAACGAGGCGCAGGGCGUGCACUCGCUCACGGAUGUGCCUGUAUUUGCUCGGGGCCCGUGCCAGGACACGUUUGGCGGCGUCUACAGCAACAUCGACGUCUUUUACAAGAUCGCCAACUGCCUGGGUCUUGCUCAGCCAACGAAUAAGACGGCCAGCGCCUAG